Molecule: messenger RNA, 2987 nt
Organism: Meloidogyne enterolobii
Lineage: Eukaryota; Metazoa; Nematoda; Chromadorea; Rhabditida; Meloidogynidae
Source: the annotation of a GenBank genome assembly
UUCGUUUUAUAUUUUUAUAAAUCUACAAUGUGUUGUUGUUCCCCCUAUACUCUAUAUAUUCCCCCAAUAGCCGUUUCAGUUACUUACUUAUUUUUUUUUAAUUUUUUAUUUUAUUUCAUUUUAUUUAGUAAAUGUGUUUCUCCUUCAUCAAUGUCAAUAUCCCGCUCUCCAUCAACUGUUGCUUCUCCCCCAAUUGUUUCUCCAAAUUCUGGUAUUUUAACCACAACAGCUCCUCCUAGGCCUAUUCCAAAAUCAGAAAGGCCAUGGAGACAAAAAUUGGCGGAUGCUCAAAGGUUCAGAGAAGCUCGAGAAACUGAACGUGCAUUUGCCGCUGGUCAUCACCAUAAUCCAAUGAUUGUAGAACCUUCUGAUGCUACAAUGAGAUUAAUGGCGGCAAGAAGUGCACGUCGAGUAAUUAGUAAUGAAUUACAUCAACAACAACAGCAACAACAUUCAAAUAAUGAAAGGGAAUUGGAAAAAGAAAUUGCUGCACUUAAGUGCUUUGUUAGCAAACCUGGAGCCUUAGAUAAGAAUGCAACUGUUGCAAAAUUUCGGCAAACAAUGGCCGAAAGCCAGGCUUUAAUUGAACCUUCUUCUACUACAAAACAACAAAAACAACAAAUAUCGCCUACUCAAUCCACAGUUUCAGCCUCUUCUCUACUUUUGCGAAUGCCCUCCUUAAGUAGAAGAUCGACAACUGAAGUUACAAAAGAAUCUUUAAAUGGAAGAGAAGGUAAGGAUCGCCCUCAAAGCUUAAUAGAAACAACAGGCCCUAUAGCACAUCGUCGCCUUUCUAUUGUAAAAGAAGCAAAUUCUGGUAGUGAAGGGAAAACAAAAACAUCAACAAAAACACCAACAUCGACAACAAAAACACCAACAACAACAAAAACACCAAUAACAACAAAAACAUCAACAACAAAAGCAGCAACUUCCUCAACAACAACAAAUAAAGAUUCUGAAACAAACAAAAAAGACGUUGUUGGUAUUAAAAAGAAAUGUUCGAGUCCACAACAACAAACAAAGCAAAACAUCCAAACAUCAAUAAAUUCUUCUCCAAACAUUUCAACAAAAACAACAACAACAACAAAGAAAACAACAACAAAAGGAGAAGAAAAAGAAAAUAAAGAAAUCAGAACAACAACAACAAACAUUAUAAAACGAAAAAAUUCAAAAGAAGAAAUUUCCAACAAAAAUCAACAAAAGAAUGUUUUUAAUACUUCAAAGGAGGUUGCAACAAAAGAGAAAAAAGAGGAGAAAUUAAUGGUUAAAGGGAAAGAUAAAAUUGAACAAAAAUCUGUUCAGAAACCCUCAACAACAAAAAAUUUAGAUGAAAGCCAAUUCAAUGCUGUAGUUCAAUUUAAACCUCAAUCAUUUAUUCGAAGAAAAAUAAGCGAGAAUUCUUUAACAGAACCAAAGCCAGUCCCUGGGUCUUGGGAAAGAACUCCUAGAGAACAAUUUAUUUCACAAAACAAACAUUUAAUUCGCAAAGCAGCAAGCGAAUCCAUUUCCCAUACACGAAGAAUUCGACCUUUGGCCCGUGUUUCUUCUUUACGGUUUUAUUCAAUGUCAGCUCCACCAACAACUGGAAAAAGGACAACAACAACAGCAAUUAAUAAAAACAUUAAUAAUACAUUGAAUAAAACAACAACAAAUGAUACAAACAUUGACAAAACAAAUAGUACACCAGCAACAACAACAAUGGUUAAAAUGAUAAAAUCAACAGCAAUACCAAAACAACAACAUAUUUGUUCGUUUGCUUCUUUAGACAAACAAUUCGCUAAUAAAAGAAGUUUUCGGUUGGGAGUUCGUAAAACUCUUAUAUUAAAAAAUACUCCUCAAAAAGUUUUUGCGCAACUUUGUUGUCGAAGUGCGCAAAUUGUAGCAGCAACUAUUAAAUUUAAUGUUGUUUGGAAAGAGCAACAGAAAAGGGCAAAUGUAACUAUUUUAUCUUCUGAUCUUCGCAAAGUAAGCCAAAAACAUUUCCGACAACCCCCAUCUAAAAACAAAACAAAGAAUGUUGGGAUAAAUCAAUUAAAACAAACACAAGAAAAUCAGAAUAACAACAACAACAUUCCUGAUAUUCUCUUUUCUGAAAAUAUUAUUAAACAAUCAGAAGUUCCUACUAUUCUAAAAACAUCAGUAAAACAGGUUCUUCCGUCAGUAAAUAAUAAUCGCCAGCUUAUUGUUGCUGAGACUGUUGGAAAUUUAGGGAAAUCUACUGGAAUUUAUUCCAUUACCGCUCCUGUUUCAACAGUGAAAAAUCCAUUAAAUCAACAACCUCAACAACCAAUUGUCCCUCCAGUCCCCCCACACCGUUCACAAAAACAAGAACAAAAAGAGCCUUUAAUCAAAUCUAACAAAACAUCAAUACCUCUAAUACUUCCAGAUAAAUCUGUACUUGAACAAUUUGUUCAAAACAAAAGAGACAUUCUUGAUCAAUUGCACGAAGAAGCUGAAGAGAUUCUUAGCUCAGCUAGAGAUUUGUCAACUUGUGGCACAACAAAUAAAUUAUUAAACCCUCUAAAAGAGACAACAGCAACAAUAUCAUCAUUACCAGAAUCAAAAAGGAAUAGCCAAAUGCUUAUUGCCUCAAUUAUGCCCCCACAAGAAGCCCAAUCAUUAAAUAGUUCUUACCAUUCUGCUAUACAAGACGAUUUAUUUGGAAAUAAAAACCAAUAGAUUUAUUUGGAAAAACAACACUAUUAACUACCCACCAAUUCGAAAAACCAAAAAGUUUAUUUGAAGAAAAAAUGCAAAAACAGGCAUUUCAAUUACAAGAAAAAGCUGUUAAUAGACAAAAUGAAUUUAAUAAUGAAAUUAAUAAUUUAAAUAAAACUAAUUUGAGAAGAAAAUCUGCAACAAAUGAAAAUGCAGAUUUAGCCCAAACAUUUGUAAACCAAACACAAAAACCUUACCAACAAGAACAACGUUAUGCUGCACAUAUUUCUUUAAGUGGGAGACAAUCAACAGCUAGUUGUGAAUCUGGA